Molecule: messenger RNA, 3082 nt
Organism: Oncorhynchus nerka (sockeye salmon)
Lineage: Eukaryota; Metazoa; Chordata; Actinopteri; Salmoniformes; Salmonidae
Gene: dhx33
Product: DEAH (Asp-Glu-Ala-His) box polypeptide 33
Exons: 12
Coding region: 150-2192 (680 amino acids)
Biological process (GO): positive regulation of transcription by RNA polymerase I
Cellular component (GO): intracellular anatomical structure; nucleolus
Molecular function (GO): ATP binding; double-stranded RNA binding; helicase activity
Source: RefSeq, a predicted model, not a curated record
GGAACUUACCACGUGGGAAGGAUUUAGCUGUGUCGAUGAGGUAAACAACCGCAGUGUAGCUUGGCUGUAUUUAUCCAUACAAUAUAUAUUUCCAUUUCAUUUUGAACAAGCCUUAAGUUUUUGCUUUGUAAAGCGGUUCUCUCUAGACCAUGCCCCACAACCCCGAUCAUCCUCCGGCGAAGAAAUUUAAGCCGGGGUCUCCUUUUUUCCGUCUCGACAAGAAGCCUGGGAUGCUGCUACCUAGAAAGGAAAAUGCAUCGGUACCAAUAGACGUGCAAAGGAAAAAUCUUCCCAUUUACCAGGCGAAGUCUCAACUCAUUAACCAGCUUAGACAGCUUCAUAAUGCUGUAUUGAUAGGUGAGACGGGUUCUGGGAAGACCACCCAGAUUCCUCAGUACCUGUAUGAAGCUGGCAUCGCGCGACAGGGCAUCGUCGCUGUGACACAGCCCCGCCGAGUGGCAGCUAUCUCCCUGGCAACGAGGGUAGCAGAGGAGAAGAGAACUCAGCUGGGGAAGCUGGUCGGCUACACGGUGCGAUUUGAGGAUGUCACCUCCUCGGAGACGAAGCUGAAGUUCAUGACAGAUGGUAUGCUCCUGCGUGAGGCCAUAGGAGACCCCUUAUUGCUACGCUACACUGUGGUGGUGCUGGAUGAGGCCCACGAGCGCACUGUGCACACCGACGUGCUUUUCGGAGUGGUGAAGGCUGCCCAGCGCAAACGCAGAGAACAGAACAAGGUCCCCCUCAAGGUGAUUGUGAUGUCAGCCACCAUGGAUGUGGACCUGUUCUCUCAGUACUUCAACAAGUCCCCUGUGCUGUACCUGGAGGGCAGGCAGCACCCCAUCCAGAUGUACUACACCAAGCAGCCCCAGUCGGACUACCUGCAGGCUGCACUGGUCUCAGUCUUCCAGAUCCAUCAGGAAGCCCCUGCGUCACAUGACAUCCUGGUGUUCAUGACAGGACAGGAGGAGAUAGAGGCGCUGGCUCGUACCUGCCGUGACAUCGCCAAGCACCUACCUGACAGCUGUGGUCCCAUGACUGUCAUCCCUCUGUACGCCUCCCUACCCCCUGCUCAGCAGCUCAGGGUCUUUCAGCCUGCCCCUAAGGGUUGUAGGAAGGUAAUCCUGUCAACCAACAUUGCAGAGACGUCGAUCACCAUCUCGGGGAUCAAAUACGUCAUUGACACAGGCAUGGUGAAAGCAAAACGCUUCAACCCAGAGAGCGGUCUGGAGGUGUUGGCAGUACAGCGGGUAUCUAAAGCCCAGGCGUGGCAGAGGGCGGGCAGGGCUGGCAGAGAGGACGCCGGCUCUGUCUACCGUCUCUACACCGAGGAUGAGUUUGACAACCUCAUCCCCAUGACUGUGCCUGAGAUACAAAGGUGUAACCUGGCCAGUGUCAUGCUACAGCUUCUGGCUCUGGGGAUCCCUGACGUGAUGAACUUUGACUUCAUGUCUAAGCCUUCUCCUGAGGCGAUGCGUUCGGCUGUGGAGCAGCUGGAUCUGCUCGGGGCUGUAGGGAGGAAAGGUGAGCAGGUCACCCUCACUCCUUUGGGCAAGAAGAUGGCCAGCUUCCCCCUGGAGCCACGCUAUGCCAAGACCAUCUUGCUGUCACCAGACUUCCAGUGUUCCGAGGAGGUGCUGACCAUCGUGUCUCUGCUGUCAGUGGACUCGGUGCUCUACAACCCGCCCGCACGCCGAGAGGAGUGUCUCGCCGCACGCAAGAAGUUCACCACCAGCGAGGGAGAUCACUUGACCCUGCUCAACAUCUACAGAGCCUUCAAGAAAGUAAACGCCAACAAGGAGUGGUGUCGGGAGAACUUUGUCAACAGCAGGAACAUGAGCAUGGUUGGAGAGGUCCGUGCACAGCUCCGAGAGAUCUGCCUUAAGCUGAGCAUGAAGCUGGAGUCGUGUGGGUCGGACACGGGGAGUGUGCGUCGCUGCCUGGCCCACGGUCUGUUUGUGAACGCUGCAGAGCUACAGCCAGAUGGCAGCUACACGGCCCUGGAUACCCACCAGCCUGUUGCCAUCCACCCAUCCUCUGUCCUCUUCCAGGCCAAGCCUGCUUACGUGGUCUUCAACGAGCUCCUGCACACCUCAAAGUGCUACAUGAGGGACCUGUGUCUGGUGGAUGCUGAUUGGCUGGUCGAGGCCGCGCCUGAGUACUUCCGCCGGAAGUUACGCCCCACCAAGAGCUAGCUUCUGAUUGGACAGAACUCGGGGGUGACAAGACACUACAGUGGAACCAAAGCUCCCUGAGCAGUGACGCACCUGCCCCACCUCUCCCUCAGUGUCAAUAGAAACUGGAUGGAGGCAUGAUGGGAUGAACAUCUUUCUACUCUUUGCUGUUUGCUGAAUCGCUCGUUUUUGUUUACACAAAGCGUAGAAAGAUUCUUCAGCACUGUGCGUGUGUGUGUGUGUGUGUGCCAGUCGAAGACAGAACAUUUAGCAUUUGGUCUGACAGUUUGGCAGCGUUCAGACAAGCAGCCCAAUUCUAAACUUUUUUUUUUUUACUUAUUGAUAUUUUGAAUAAUCAGAUCAGCUCUGAAACAUAUUUGAUGUGAUUGGUUAAAAGACCAAUUAGUGGGGGUCAGAAUUGGGCUGCCUGUCUAAAUUCAGCCAAGUAGAGGGAGGUCUGAGUGAGGGUUCUUCUUCCUAGUCAUGGGAAAGUGGCCAUGUUAUAUUACAGCAGACGUCUGCUGAACCAUAGGAGAGAGAGAUUCCCCUGGCCUAGAACGGAGGUUACGAACUAAUGUUCCCGUUACUAUGGUUACGCACCGACCUUCUCGUUCUUCAUUCUACUCUCCUCUACCUGUUGGCUAAUCAUUGCCUGUUGCCACAUAUUUGCUUCACAACCAGAAAAGAGGUUUCAUCAUGAUUUGAGUUCAAACACUGAUUCUAAAUAUCUGCAUGUUUCUUAGCAACAUAGAUUUAACCCACAGAAGUGGGAUGGCAUGGUUAUUCCUUCAAACAAAUAUAUUCAACAACUGACUUGAAUAGGCUGUUCAUAUUUAAAUUCUGGCCCCUGGUCUAACUUAUUGGCUGUUCAUAUUUAAAUUCUGGCCCCUGGUCUAACUUAUUGGCUGUUC